This is a messenger RNA of Vicugna pacos (alpaca), 708 nucleotides long. RefSeq lists its product as uncharacterized. Lineage: Eukaryota; Metazoa; Chordata; Mammalia; Artiodactyla; Camelidae. The record is from RefSeq and is a predicted model, not a curated record.
AUGGCAUCUAAGAGAGCUUCCAGGGGCUCGGAGGAGGCCCAGGGACGAAGGACAAAGAUAGGAAAUGAUGGAGAGGCAAGGGAUGGUCCUGGGAAGGACAUCCUGGAGGGAUGCACCCUCAAGGAAGAGAGAUGGAAAGUCAGCCAGUUGCAGGAGAUUUCAUUGCCGUGGCUGAUUAUAUGCCCGACCCUGGGGAGCCGGGGAGCACCGAGGGCGGCCGGUGCCCUGCAGCCCCACAAACAUGCAGCUGCUCCUGGUGGAGCCAGAGCUUCUGUGAAAGACAUUUCGGAAGUUUCCUGUGGCUGCAACAAAUUGUUGGGAUCUGCCCCACAGCACCACUGUGACCUGCUUUUCUCACUCUCAGGGCAGACAGCUCCUGAAACUGGAGACUCCCAGAGCCCCUGUCUCUGCUUCCUUGGGGUAUGAGGGGGACUGCCUGUAAUGCCUCCUCUCUCUGUCCAAGCAUGGCAGCCCUGUCCAGUGGGCUGGACAGACUGGGUUUCCUGUCCCUCUGGCCUGAGGGAGAAGGUGGUUGUUGCUUCUGCAGAGAUGGUUAAGAAUAAGGGAGUACAGCAUGCUGUCUGGGACCCAGUUAGGUCUGCUUCUGCAGGCGGAGAGAGGCUGGGUGACAUGGAGGGAACUCUUGAUUGGAAGAUUCAAGGGCUCUUAGUUUUGAAAGGAAAGGGCAUGAACUUAGUUGUCAGUUAG